Henningerozyma blattae CBS 6284 is the source of this 2388-nucleotide messenger RNA. RefSeq names its product guanine nucleotide exchange factor SEC2 (gene SEC2). The record is from RefSeq and is a predicted model, not a curated record. The transcript has a single exon. Gene Ontology annotation, cellular component: cell tip; Golgi to plasma membrane transport vesicle. Lineage: Eukaryota; Fungi; Ascomycota; Saccharomycetes; Saccharomycetales; Saccharomycetaceae. Gene Ontology annotation, molecular function: guanyl-nucleotide exchange factor activity. Gene Ontology annotation, biological process: exocytosis. The coding region runs from base 1 to 2388 and encodes 795 amino acids.
AUGUCAGAACAAGAGAUUGCAGAUGAAUCUCAAAGAGUAACAGAUCAGGUAACUCUUUUAUCAACUCAAUUAAUGGAGAGUAUUUCAAAACAAUCACAACUAGAAGAUAAAUUGAAUCAAGCUAACAAGAAACUAGCUGCUCAAAAACUGACUAUCGAAAAGAAUUCUCAAAUCAAAGCCACUGGUUCUGCUUUACAAAAGAAUGCAAAUGACCUAGAAUCUCAAUUGAAAAUAGCGAAUGCUGAAUUAGUCAAAGAAAGACAAUUAAGGGAGAAAGCUGAAGGAGAAUGUACUGCACUUAAUAAAGAAGUCGAAGAUUUGACAGCAUCACUUUUCGAUGAAGCUAAUCAUAUGGUGGCAGAUGCAAGAAAGGAAAAAGCUGCCGUUGAAUUAAGAAAUACUAAGCUAAUGGAACAAUUAAAAGAAAAGGAUACCGUAUUAGAAACACUUGAAUUACAAUUGAAAAAUUUGAAAAAAGUAUUACAAGAAUUCCAAGAUGAAGAUUCGAAUAACAAAAGAAACUCAAUGCUUAGCGAAGUAACAAUUCAUUCUGGUAGUUCUCAAAGAGCCGGAUCACCAACCAUUAUCUCAACCACAAACUCUGAAUCUUUUGCAAAUAUUAUUUAUUCUCCAAAUAUAUCAGAUAUUAGAUAUGAUCUACCUUUAUAUGGUGAAUUUCUAAAGUUUGUUGCAGUUCUACCGUUCGUUAAAAAUAUUAAACAAACAACAAAUGACUCGAAAUUAUUAAGAAGAUUAGUUAAUGAUGAGAUUCAACCAGUACUAAGAUUAGAUAAUGCAGACGGUUUAGGAUGGGUAGUAAAACGAACAUUAUUAACUCAAAUGAUGGAGGGUCUGGUCAUGGUGGAACCAUUAAGUGGAGUUAAUGAAUUAUAUACACACAGUCGUAAUAGGCGAUCUGCUACAUCUAACAACACUACUGGAUCUACCAGGGACAUAUCCGGAAAAGACACAAAUGGCUCUUCAAACCAAAAGAACUCUCACCUGUUCAAUUUUCCAACCAAUUCUCCUCCUGUUGCAGUACACGAACCUUGCGCUUUUUGUAAUGAAAAGAGAGAUGAUUCUGUGCAGCAUGCAAGAAUUCAUCUUUUAAAAACUCAAUCUAGGUCUGAAACAGGUAAGAUUACAGUUACAAAUCAAUUCCCCUUAUGCCAAAGCUGUGUAUUGAAAGUAAGGCAAACAGGUGAAAUCUUUGCAUUCUUAAGAUCUUUAGCAUUAGGGACUUGGAAAUUGGAAAAAAUAGCUAUUGCUAAUUUAUCAAAAUCUGAUCCAACAAAAAUUAAAGGCUCUCCUGCUUCACCAACUAAAGAUAAAGAAAAGGAAAAGAAAAAAGCUAAAAGAAAAAGUUUUAUUAAAGGAUUAAAUAUGGCUCAGACAGCUUCUGUUUUAAAUCCUGCUACUUCUAAUCCUUUCUUCCAACAAACGCAAACGAAUCCGGUUGGUGAUACUUCAUUAACAGAUGUAGAUACGUUUGGCCAACCAACAACAAAUAUCCAACGCGCCUGGCUACAGUUAUGCAAAUUACGUUGUAUGUUACAUUGGUCGCAUAUGGGAAUCUGGUCCUUAGAUGAUUCUAUAGAAGCUAAAUUUGCUCCAUUAUCUAUAUCUGAAAGUAAUAUUAAGGAUUUGGAUCAAAAUACAGACAAUUUCACUUCAUCUCAACUACCCUCAACAUCCCCAUCUAAUAAUAAUAUCAAUUCUACCAAUACUUUAAUGCAUCGCGAUACACAAAUAUUGAAAAAUCACAUUGACACUACUGAUCAGGAAUCAUUUUCUUUAAAGCAAGAAACCGAUGAUGCAUUUGAUUUUGAAAAUAAUAGUAUUGAUACUAAAUUAGAAAAACUAAAUUCUACAAGCAAUAACAGUUUUAAAUCCCCAUUAGAAAAGGAGCUUAAAAACUUACAGGAAGAUUUAAGACCGAGUGAUAAACACAUUAAUUCUAAUGGAAUACCUGCAACAAACACUCAACAUGUGUCAUCGAACGUCCAAAAUAGAAAUAGCACCGCCAGUGCUGAAAACCCGACUAUGUUAGAAGAUGAACAAGAAAGUGAAUCCAGUAUAGCAGCUAAUGAUGAUACCUUAACUAAGUCAAUCACACCUGUGGAUGAUCAAAAUAUAGAACACGAAUCUACUAUAUCUUCAGAUAGAGAGGAUACAUCGGCUACAAAUAGUACUGGUAUAAUAAACAGUGUCAACGGCGAAACUAAUGAACCAUCAACGCAGCUGACCUCAGAUAACGACAACCAAAAUGAUGACAUACUAGACAGUUAUAUUGAUGACAUGAACGAUGAUGAAGAAGUUAUCCCCACAAGUGAGAGAAUUGAAAAUAAACCAAUAGACGAGGAAUCUUCCAGAAGUACGGUAACUUGA